CUCGUGCAUCGAGUUUCCUUCUUCUGAAUAUUCCUACCAUAUUUGGAAACUCUUGGAAUAGGAGUAAAUAUUAGUACUAGCAGACACUAGUUUUGACCGCGAAAAUGAGUAAAGACGCAGUGUCUCGUAUCAUUUGUGUGAUUCUGUUUGCGUUGGUCACCCAUUUUCGAUUUCUUUUCUCCGCAUAAAAUGGCACCAUCAGGAAGACGUCACAAGCCGGGUCUCAGGCGCAUGGAUGCCGCUAUUGAGGCUCUUACACCCAUGGGUUUCACUCCCCUUCAAAUUAAACGCCGAGUUAAUACCUUGCUGAAACUGUAUGAUGGUGGAUGGGUUUUCAUCGAGGAUUCUGCUUACAAAGUGCUCAUUGAUUCUUUACUGGAGGAUGAGGACGGGGUUCAAUCUGAAGUAGAGGAGCCCGUAUCUAGCCGCAGUAUUAGGGAUUCGCCAUUUGACAGUAGACAUCAAUGUAUUGAGGAAACUAAGCCAUCACCAGCUGAGCCAUUACGAGUUGAAGCAUCACAAGCUGAGAAAUUACGAAUUGAAGCAUCACAAGCUGAGCCGUCACAAGCUGGAUUAUCACAAUUUAAGACAUCACCAGUUGAGUUAUUACAUGCUGAAGCAUCACAAGCUGAGCCAUUACUAGCUGGAGCACCACAUGAAGGUAGUAGACCUAAGAAACAUAAACUUUGUCUUGGUUGGCUUGGGCCGAAGGAUGAAGAAGACUAUGUUCUAUUGGAGCCUUCACCAGUUCGGAGUUGGAUUACUGGACAGAGACUACGAAAGCGAAAAUCUGGGUGGGAUAUGAAGCCAGAUGAUCCAUGGAUGAUGAUGCAUCAAAGGACUGCAAGCUAACUUGUACAUUGCUAAUUUCUUUGGUAUGCUUUUAGCUUACUGCAUUUGGACUUGGAGAAUAGAGAACUGUUUAGGUCUCGUACUAGAAGAUUAGGACAUGCACUAACAAAUUAAAUUUAGGACGAUGUAUUGAAGAGCUUGAAGGUGAGAAUUUUCACAACUAGAACAUUCUCAGAAAAUCCACAUUUAUGUUUUCACUACAUGCUUAUAUGGUGUUGAUUCUGACGAUAUUUAUUGGGGCAAAUGUCUAGCAUUGAAAAUAAAAUCACUAGCUAUAAAAUGGCAUAAAAUAUAAAAAGGCAUAUGACAUAAACUCACUAUCGAUUUUGGGCUUACUGGCCCUCAGAUUUAGUGUCCCGUCAUAAUCGACAACCCAUCCUCUCACUAGACGUUAAUCCGUCCCUAAACUACUGAGGCAUAGCAUAGGGAGCCAAGGAUUGGCAUAACCACCUGGCUUUCAAAGUCAGCCGAUUGGCCCAGAAGAGCCGCUUACACCACAUGGAGUAAAUAUGUGAAAGGAUGUUUACCACACCUUUCACAUACCCACCUGAAUCCAUUCUCUGUUGGGGUGGGUGCUAGAAACUUACUACCGGUUUUGGGCUUAUUGGCCCUAUUAGGCGAGUGUCAUGUCACAAGCGAAAACCCACCUUCUCACCAGGUGUCAAUUCGUCUCUAAACUACUGAGACGUAGCAUAGGAGGCCAAGCAUUGGCAUGACCACUUGGCUUUCUGAGUCAGUCGAUUACGGCUCCGAAGAGUCGCCUACCCCAUAGGGAGUAGAUAUGUGAUCGCUGAAAGGUACUCUUAUAGAAUCCCGUUUUUGAAAGCAUCUAUUGAGUAUAAAAAAGUUUAUAUAAGAAAAUUGGACAACUUGCAUCUAUCAGUUAAACUUUAGCCUGUUAAAGUUUAAUAGGUUGAACUUUAACAAUUACAUCCGUUGGAACGAACUUUAAAAUUAGUUUUGAUCCGGCCGACUUUUUUUACUUGGAACCUAAACAUCAAAUAAUUUUGUUUUUUAAUUCAAAUUGUUUAAAAUUUUAAGUAAGGAAAUUGAAAAAAAGUUAAUUAGAAGUAAUUAAAAAAGGGAGUUACUAAAUAUCGCCACC
Molecule: messenger RNA, 1957 nt
Organism: Amaranthus tricolor (Joseph's coat)
Lineage: Eukaryota; Viridiplantae; Streptophyta; Magnoliopsida; Caryophyllales; Amaranthaceae
Product: probable inactive histone-lysine N-methyltransferase SUVR1
Exons: 6
Coding region: 190-852 (220 amino acids)
Source: RefSeq, a predicted model, not a curated record